Molecule: messenger RNA, 3064 nt
Organism: Schistosoma spindalis
Lineage: Eukaryota; Metazoa; Platyhelminthes; Trematoda; Strigeidida; Schistosomatidae
Source: the annotation of a GenBank genome assembly
GGUCGGUUUAGUUCGUGCACCUUAUGAAAAAGGUAUGAGACAAUACGAGCUUUUACAUUAUGAUGCUUGCCACAAUGUACACCAACAUAAAUAAAAUAAAAUGCAUUGAAAAUUGUUUUUCACAGUCCUUCAAAUGAUUCCAUCUUGGCUACCGGUUGUAAGAGCUUCCGCUAUCGGUUGGACACCACUUCUUCAAAGUAAAUUACCUGAUGAGCCUUUGAUCACCAACAAAAAGUAUAUAAAGGAUCAGAAGAUAGUGAUUAAUGUAAGUGGACGGAGAUUUGAGACUCGAAAAUCCACGCUCGAGAAGUUUCCCGACACACUGCUUGGUUCUGAUGAGAAAGAUUAUUUUCAAGAUCCGGUUUCAAAAGAAUAUUUUUUCGACAGAGAUCCGGAGCUUUUCCGUUACAUAAUGGAAUACUAUCGAUCAGAGAGGCUUCAUUUGCCAAAGGAUUAUUGUGUGACCGCUUAUCAUGAAGAAUUGUUGUAUUUCGGUAUCAUGCCAGAAAUCAUGGGAGAUUGCUGUUAUGAAGAAUAUCUUGACAAAUACAGGGAAAAUAAGGAAAGGCAGCAGGAAGAUAAAGAGGAUGCAUCGGAAGAAGAGCAACUAGCAACAAACUUUAGAGACAGGUUAUGGCGUGCAUUUGAAAAUCCUCAAGCUUCAACACUAGCAGUCGUACUUUAUUACGUAACGGGAUUCUUUAUAGCUGUUUCAGUACUGGCUAAUAUAACAGAGACUGUUUCCUGUGGCAUCAGUGUUGAAACUGGAGAAAAUAUACCUUGUGGAGAAAAGUAUAACGCCGCAUUCUUUUGCUUGGAUACCGCAUGUGUACUUUUAUUUACAAUCGAGUAUUUAGCAAGGCUGUAUGCAGCUCCUGCAAAAUGCAAAUUUAUUAGAUCUGUUAUGUCAAUUAUCGAUAUAGCCGCAGUUUUUCCGUAUUAUGUCGGACUUUUUAUGUCUAACAACAAGGAAUUUUCAGGUGCUUUUACAACUUUGCGAGUGUUUCGAGUUUGUCGUAUUUUCAAAUUUUCGAGACACAGUAAAGGAUUGAGGAUAUUAGGUUGUACAUUGCGUUGCUGCGCCUCCGAAUUAGGUUUUCUUCUGUUCACGAUAACAAUGGGUGUCAUUAUUUUUUCAACGAUAAUAUUUUAUGCAGAGAAGUCGGAAAUAUCACAGUUUAGUAGCAUUCCAGCAGCGUUUUGGUACACGAUAGUCACAAUGACUACUUUGGGAUAUGGAGAUAUUGUACCAACUACAAUUAUUGGAAAAAUAGUUGGCGGUAUUUGUUCACUUUCUGGUGUACUUGUUAUAGCCUUACCAGUUCCUGUGAUUGUUUCACAUUUUGCCAGAAUAUAUCAACAAAAUCAACGAACUGAUAAACGAGAAGCUCAAAAAAAGGCGAGAUUAUCUCGUUUAACAGAAAUGAAAGCUGUUGCAGAGAAUGCAUUCUCUGAAGGUAGAAAACGAUAUAAAAAUAGGAAAUUAUUGGAACAUCAUAAAUCAAAUGUAAAUAUGAUAAUAAAUAAAGAAAAUACACAAGAAGUAAACAAUAUUGUACAAAGUGAUGAAAUGAAUAAUAUUCAACUUGUUGAAUUGAGAAAGUACAAAACUGAUGAAGUAAAACAAGAAAAAGAUGUAGAAAUGUUCCACAGGCAAGAAGAAGAAUAUAUAAGGAAACUGGACCAAACCGGAGGAGAACGGAAUGUUUCAGCUGAAGAGGAUAAUGAAGAGGUUCAUGAUUUAUUUGAACAACAGUACUAUCAUCUAAUUGACUGUUUGCAACAAACAACUGGUCUAGAAGUUGCUGAAUUUAAUAAACUGACAUCAAGUGGAAAUAACAAUCGAGUAACAAAUAUCAAAUUGAACACCAGUGGAAAAAAUAUACAAAGGCCUAAAUCUUUUAACAGUACAAGUAGUUCAGGUGAAUUACAAAGUCAACCAAUAAACAUUGUACCAGUGCGACGGAAAUCGAUGCUGCCACGUUUACGUCGAUUUUCAACAUGUUGUCAUCGGAGAAGACGUUAUAUGAACAGAGAUGGAACCAAACUAUCAUCAUCAUCAUCUAAUAUUGGACAAAUUCAUUCCUCCAAUCCACAUCCCGAUCAUAAUUCAUCUAAAUAUCUUUUGGUAUCAGUCAAUAAAACCAACAAUGAAGAAAUUGCCUCCACUUCAUCUGAAAGAUGAUAGCUCAAAUUACUUCAGUUCUGUAUUGGAAUCCACUUGGAAUUUAUUCACCAAAUCAACAUAUGGCAAUGAUGAUGAUAAGGAUAUAGGAUGUGUUGGUGAACAGAAAAUGUAUUCAUUUCCCUUCUGUAUAGCAUUAUAUAUAUAUAUAUAUAUAAAUUGUUUUCUAAUUAUUCUCUAAUUUAUUAUAUCGACCACUAUUUAGUUUAUUUUUAAUAAAUUCAUCUAUCUACCUACCUGCCCACUUAUUUAAUUUAACACGGAUCAUUUGAUGAUGAACACGUUUACUAGAAAAGAUCAUUCAAUCAUUAUCUAUAUGUAUAUUGGUCAUUUCGUCUCAGUCAACCAGUAUAUCAAUUCUAGUCAUUUACAUUGUGUUUUUUUUAAAAAAGUCAAUUUUGUUUUGAAAUUAAUAUGCAGAUAUAAUACAUUUAUGUUUCCUUUUCUCUCUUUAUAUCGUUAUUAUUAUUUUUUCUGCAAUUUCAGUUGUUUUUUUUUCAACAUAGAAUUUUGAUAGUUUAUUAAUAGAUUUAAUAAGAAUAAACAAAAAUAAUAAAACAAUGUUACAAACAAAAAAACACAAAAUAAUAAAACUAAAAAAAUGUGCUCUUUGCGUUCCAUUGAAAUUUGAUCCAACUUAUUGAUUAACAAUUAUUAAUUUUCUACGAACUAUUAAGCAUAUAUAUAUAUAUAUAUGCUUAUUUUCUAACAAGAUUUUUCUACCUAUGCAACAAUAAAUACAAAAAUAUAAACUGUAUAAUUACUCGUUGAGCUUAUAUAGAUAUAAUGUUUAUUUUGUUGUUCUCUAUAUAGUCAUAGUGUUAAAAAAAUAAUUAUUGAGUUAGUUGAUUGAUUGAUUUAUAUAGAUGAAAAGAUUUA